CACACCGGCUUUGCACUGCAGAGCUGCAUGCUGAAUUUGCCCGCUGAGCUUCAUUUCAGACAAGCGAAAGCAGCAGCGGCAGCAGCAGCAGCAGCAGCAGCAGAGGACAAACUAGUGGAGAAAAAAAAAAAAAAAAAGAAAAAAGUCAAGUCCUCAAUGGCACCGGCGCAUGGAAACUGCAAAGGAAACACGGGGAGUUCAGACUGCGAAAUGAAAGGCAAGUUCAAGAGGAAGAGGAGGAGAAGGUGUAAAAGCAAAGGACGGAGUAACAUGCUGUCUGCCCUCAUCAGUCCCAUGAGGCACCGAGACGCUGGAGCCACAUCAGCUGAGGACGCAGACAAUUCAAGUACAAGCAGUCUGGAGGUGAAAGAGAACCAGGACCAUAAAAACCAAGCGGACUGCGACCUACUACGAAAAUAUCAUCCAUCCACCUUUUGCACAACCAUCCCCAGACGCGGGACAAGAACCCUGAAGAGGAAGCAGCCACUGAUGGACGGAAAAGAUCGAUUCUUCUACCAAAGCCACCUGACUUGUAAGAGAGCGGCGUGGGCCGUGACGCAGAAGAACGCCUUGGUCCAGCUGAACGAGCUGCAGCCGGGCCUUCAGUACGAGAUCAUGUCCAAGACGGGUCCGCUCCAUGCUCCCGAGUUUUCCAUCGGCGUGGAGGUGAACGGUCUCCGCUUCGAGGGCCGAGGCCCGACAAAGAAGCAGGCCAAGAUGAGGGCUGCAGAGCUGGCCCUGCGCUCCUUCAUCCAGUUCCCCAAUGCCUCCCAGGCUCACGCCGCCAUGGGCAAUUUCCCCAGUGCCCCGAUGGAUUUUACAGCGGAUAAACUGGACAUCCCUGACAUGUUCCUCAAAGAAUUUGAGCCAUCGUCCCACGAAAACUGUGAUCUCUUGCGUUGCAGCACGGGUAAAAAGGAGGUCCUCUCCAGCAUAUACAACCAUAGACGACUCGUUCGACUCACUCUGGACCUGCUUUCUACGACGAAUUCAAAAAGACAAAGACAAGCCCUUAGCUCUUCACUUUCAGAGCGACUCGGCCCGGUGGCGCUGCUCGAUGAGUUGCAGCCAGGACUCAGGUACAUCUGCCUUACGGAGCGGGUUCAGGGCAGGCCAAUGAGGAGUUUUGUCAUGGUGGUGUGUGUGGAGGGGAGGGUGUUCGAGGGCUGCGGCCACAGCAAGAGGCUGGCCAAGGCCCAGGCAGCGGCAGCGGCACUACAGGCCCUGUACAACAUAACCCUGGGACCAGAGAGGAGCGCGCUGGGCCUCACUGCCAGCAGAGCCAAAAACCAGCUACCUCGGUGCUUUGCAGAGUCAAUCUUCCACCUGGUGAGGGAGAAAUACAGCGAGCUGACAGACAGUUGCUGCUCUACCUCGCACGCCCGUCACAAAGUCCUGGCAGGGAUCGUAAUGACCAGAGGAUUUGACCUCAGGUCGGCCCAGGUUGUGUGUUUGGCCACGGGGACGAAGUGUGUGGACCCGGGCAGCGUGAGCGAGCGGAGCGCCACGCUCAGCGACUGCCACGCCGAGGUCGUUGCCAGGAGGUCGCUGGUUCGAUUCCUCUACUCUCAGCUGGAGCUGCUGCUCUGCAAGCGGCCCGACGGCGCUCAGCAGUCCGUCCUCGUCCCAAACAAAGGCUUCGGCUUCAGGCUGAGAGACGGCGUCCUCUUCCACAUGUACAUCAGCUCCUCGCCGUGCGGGGACGCUCGACUCAACUGCCCCUACGAGACCGCCGCCGCCGCGUAUGUCAGCAGCCACAGGUGGGUGAGGAGGUUUCGCUAUCACCUCAGGGUAAAGGUGAACGGAGGGGAGGGGACACUUCCUGUCACGGCACGGAGAGCCAAUCAGAAAUGGCACGGGGCGUCGCCGGCCGAACCUCUCGUCACCAUGUCCUGCACCGACAAAAUGGCAAAGUGGAGCGUGCUGGGCCUCCAGGGGGCGCUGCUGUCCCACAUGGUGGAGCCGGUGUACCUGCACAGCCUGACCGUGGGGACGCUGAGCCACACGGGUCACCUGGGCCGGGCGAUGGCGCGGCGCCUCGGCCACAUUAACCACCUGCCUUUCCCUUACCGCCGCCACCCGCUGCUGCUCGGCUGCCUGAGCAGCAGCGAGGUGCGGCCGGCGGGGAAGGCACCCAGCCUCAGCGUGAACUGGAGCUUUGGCGACGGAGGCCUGGAGGAGAUCAGCACCUCCACCGGCAGGAGGAGAGACUCAGGGACGCCGUCACGGCUCUGCAGGCGCUCCCUGUUCAGCCGCUGGCAGAGGCUGCAGCAGCAGCUGAGCGGUCGGCUGCCGGGAGCAGAAGCCGCCAUGAGGUCGUACGCCGGCUCCAAGAUGGCCGCCGGGCGCUACCAGAGAGCCAGACAGCAGUUUGCCGCGGCUCUGCAGGACGGAGGGCUGGGAACCUGGACCAGAAAACCGCCUGAGCUGGGCCACUUCCACGUCAGCCUGUGAAAGCAAAGCACGUGUGUGAAGGACUGUGUGUGUGUGUGUGUGUGUGUGAGGCAUCGCAUUUGAGCAAUGAAAGUGUGUGUGAGUGUGUGUGUCGACAACAGCGGUUGCAAGCAAGGCAAAGAUUGUCCACUCAUUAUCUCUGAGCAGCAGCGCCACGUGGACGAGGCCUGACGGGACGGCUGACGACGUGACCCAGAUAUGCAAAUUUAUGCAAAUGAGCACCACAGUCUUGCUGAGGGGGAAAAAAAACUUGAAGUUGUGCCCUGCAAAACUGCCAAAAGCUGAUUGAAACGACGACCGUUCACACUUCACAGCUGACAAAAAAAUGCAAAUUAAAUCAGCUGUCAUGCUAAUUGGAUGUUUUUGUGAGCUGAGUCAGUUUUUAACAGCGCACCUGAAAAACUGUCGCUCUGUAACGUUAGCUUAAACUAGCUUUAUCUCUGUUAGGCUAAACAUGUAGCCUCAUAUUAGCUUGCUAGCCUAACCAGUCACAUUUAAAUAGCUGUAGCCGCUUAGCUAGCCACAGCAACUUGAAUAACUCUCAUGAUUAAGAUUAGAUUUUUAAUAACGUACCUUCAAUGAGGGUAAAAAUUAAUGAGAAAAUGAUAAAAUGCAAGCUUGACCCUUAUCAGUCAUGUUCAGCUGCUCAGAAAGACUGAACCUGAAACCGCCAAAAUCCAGCAAAACACCCGCAACCGACCGCGACGCAACACAGAGCGCUUCGUCUGCGUGCGCCGUGAGUGCUAAAGGAACAGUUCACCCAAAAUAUUUACAUGAAAAACAUAUUUUUUUUCCCACUUACUCCUCGUCCAGGCUGGCCAUGCAGAUAGCUGCUGUGUGAUUUGGUGAGGUUUCCGCACACUGGUCAUUCAGAGGUGGAUGGAUACAGCUGGUGUUCUCAGGCAGAAAAUAGUUCCCAACUAGACUCUUAACCCCCGAGGGGUGGGGUUUAUGCCGGAUAUCCAUGCCAUUGUUUUUGGAAAAUAAACAACAGCAAAAAAAAAAAAAAAAAAAAAAAAAUCCAGCUCCAUUGUAUCAAGGUGAAGAGGAACAGUGGAAACGCCGCCAAAUCACACAAAAAAUGAAUAGAUUGCACUAAGUGGGAAAAGAUCUUUUUUUUUUCUUGGGUGAACUGUUCUGUUUAAAUUUAUGUGUGUGUGUGUGUGUGUGUGUGUGUGUGUGUGUGUGUGUGUGUGUGUGGACAGGGCUGAAGUUAGGUUUAUGUGAGCGAGUGAGUGAAUGUGUUUAUAUGUGUAAAGACAAAGUAUAGGGUGUCAGAUUGAGUGUGUAUGAGUGUGUGUGUGUGUGUGUGUGUGUGUGUACAUGCUGCCCCAAUGCGAAUAGCAAUAGACGCCCAAAGAUCAUCCAGUCUCACCUUCACACUCCAAGCGCCAGUCUUUCAGUGACAUCAUCAUCAGCCUCCUCUUCCUCUUCCUAUUGAAUUUCAACGGACAUUUACAUCCUGUUCUUAAUUUUUUUCCGUUUAUGCUCUCUCUCCCCUGAACCGUCUCACUAAUGUACAUUUGCUGUAAUUGGAUGUCUCGACUUUCCAGUGUUGUGUUAAUUUCAACAACAGUGUUAUUCUACCCUCUAUCCUGCAUCUGUAACAGCUUUGAAACCUGAGUGCAUGAGGCUCAGUCUGAUCGCACAGCACCACCUAGUGACAGAAAGCCUGCAUUACAUGUCUCAAUAUUUGACUACGAGGGGGGAGGAUGUGCAUUAUAAUUUCACCAAACCUAAAUUUUGAAGAAUGUAACCCCUCAUUUUCACUCCUCCACAUCUCUGCUCUUGUUUCUCAGCUAUUAGUUUUGCUGCAAAAAGUCCUGAAGGCUGUUAUUUUACCAGAAAUCGUGUGUUUCCUCUUUUGUAGCCCAUAUCUUCUCAAUGUUUCUUUCCAGAUAUCUCACUUUCCUGAGCUAGAAAAUGUACAUGAAUGCAGUGACUUCAACAGUAUUACUUAUUACGGUGACAUUUUAUUAGAUAUGCGGAAUGUAUGUAGCCUAUAUUGGUCCUAUUUUUACCAUAUUGGAAAUAAAUUUACUAAUUUGUGUUA
Myripristis murdjan (pinecone soldierfish) is the source of this 4507-nucleotide messenger RNA. RefSeq names its product double-stranded RNA-specific editase B2-like. Gene Ontology annotation, cellular component: nucleolus; cytoplasm. The coding region runs from base 28 to 2454 and encodes 808 amino acids. The record is from RefSeq and is a predicted model, not a curated record. The transcript has 10 exons. Lineage: Eukaryota; Metazoa; Chordata; Actinopteri; Holocentriformes; Holocentridae. Gene Ontology annotation, molecular function: double-stranded RNA adenosine deaminase activity; double-stranded RNA binding; adenosine deaminase activity. Gene Ontology annotation, biological process: RNA processing; adenosine to inosine editing.